Arvicola amphibius (Eurasian water vole) is the source of this 1401-nucleotide messenger RNA. RefSeq names its product adrenoceptor beta 1 (gene Adrb1). Gene Ontology annotation, biological process: norepinephrine-epinephrine-mediated vasodilation involved in regulation of systemic arterial blood pressure; positive regulation of heart rate by epinephrine-norepinephrine; adenylate cyclase-activating adrenergic receptor signaling pathway. The coding region runs from base 1 to 1401 and encodes 466 amino acids. Gene Ontology annotation, molecular function: beta1-adrenergic receptor activity. Lineage: Eukaryota; Metazoa; Chordata; Mammalia; Rodentia; Cricetidae. The transcript has a single exon. The record is from RefSeq and is a predicted model, not a curated record. Gene Ontology annotation, cellular component: membrane.
AUGGGCGCGGGGGCGCUCGCCCUGGGCGCCUCCGAACCCUGCAACCUGUCGUCGGCCGCGCCGCUGCCCGACGGCGCGGCCACCGCGGCGCGGCUGCUCGUGCUCGCGUCGCCACCCGCCUCGCUGCUGCCUCCCGCCAGCGAGGGCUCAGCGCCGCUGUCGCAGCAGUGGACUGCGGGCAUGGGCCUACUGCUGGCGCUCAUCGUGUUGCUCAUCGUGGUGGGCAACGUGCUGGUGAUCGUGGCCAUCGCCAAGACCCCGCGGCUGCAGACGCUCACCAACCUCUUCAUCAUGUCGUUGGCCAGCGCCGACCUGGUCAUGGGACUGCUGGUGGUGCCUUUCGGGGCCACCAUCGUGGUGUGGGGCCGUUGGGAGUACGGCUCCUUCUUCUGUGAGCUCUGGACUUCUGUGGACGUGCUGUGUGUGACGGCCAGCAUCGAGACCCUGUGUGUCAUCGCCCUGGACCGCUACCUCGCCAUCACGUCGCCCUUCCGCUACCAGAGUUUGCUGACGCGCGCGCGAGCGCGGGCCCUCGUGUGCACAGUGUGGGCCAUCUCGGCUCUAGUGUCCUUCCUUCCCAUCCUCAUGCACUGGUGGCGGGCCGAGAGCGACGAGGCGCGGCGCUGCUACAAUGAUCCCAAGUGCUGCGAUUUCGUCACCAACCGGGCCUACGCCAUCGCCUCGUCCGUUGUCUCCUUCUACGUGCCCCUGUGUAUCAUGGCCUUCGUGUACCUGCGAGUGUUCCGCGAGGCCCAGAAGCAGGUGAAGAAGAUCGACAGUUGCGAGCGCCGCUUCCUCGGCGGCCCGACCCGGCCGCCCUCACCCGCGCCCUCGCCGUCGCCAGGGCCACCGCGCCCCGCAGACUCGAUGGCCAACGGGCGCUCCAGCAAGCGGCGGCCGUCGCGCCUCGUGGCCCUGCGCGAGCAGAAGGCGCUCAAGACGCUGGGCAUCAUCAUGGGUGUGUUCACGCUCUGCUGGCUGCCCUUCUUCCUGGCCAACGUGGUGAAGGCCUUCCACCGCGACCUGGUGCCGGAUCGCCUCUUCGUCUUCUUUAACUGGCUGGGCUACGCCAACUCGGCCUUCAACCCCAUCAUCUACUGCCGCAGCCCCGACUUCCGCAAGGCCUUCCAGCGUCUGCUCUGCUGCGCGCGCCGGGCCGCCCGCAGACGCCGCGCAUCCCACGGGGACCGGCCGCGCGCCUCGGGCUGCCUGGCGGGAGCUGGGCCGCCUCCGUCCCCCGGAGCUCCCUCGGACGACGACGACGAUGAUGCCGGGGCCACACCGCCCGCGCGCCUGCUGGAGCCCUGGGCUGGCUGCAACGGCGGGGCGACAACUGUGGACAGCGAUUCGAGCCUGGACGAGCCGGGGCGCCGGGGUUUCUCCUCCGAAUCCAAGGUGUAG